Molecule: messenger RNA, 1720 nt
Organism: Populus nigra (black poplar)
Lineage: Eukaryota; Viridiplantae; Streptophyta; Magnoliopsida; Malpighiales; Salicaceae
Product: benzyl alcohol O-benzoyltransferase-like
Exons: 2
Coding region: 110-1489 (459 amino acids)
Source: RefSeq, a predicted model, not a curated record
GCUAUAAGUUUACAAACAACCAAAUAUUUGUACCAUAUGCUUAAGUUUUUCCUAUAUAUAACCUGUUAGUUGGCAUCAUCUUUCACAAAACUCAUUCUAUACCACAUCAAUGGCUUCAUCACCCGCUUCUCUGGUUUUCAAAGUUCACAGACGUGAGCCCGAGCUGAUCAAACCAGCGAAGCCCACCCCACAUGAGUUCAAACUGUUAUCUGACAUUGAUGACCAAGAAGGGCUUCGAUUCCACAUUCCAGUCAUACAAUUCUAUCGCCACAAUCCCUCAGUGCAAGGGAAAGACCCCGUCAAGGUCAUCAGAGAGGCAAUUGCUAAAACAUUGGUGUUUUACUAUCCAUUUGCCGGUAGGCUGAGGGAAGGUCAAAACCGCAAGCUCAUGGUGGAAUGCACUGGCGAGGGUAUCUUGUUUAUAGAGGCUGACGCUGAUGUUACACUUGAGCAGUUUGGUGAUGCACUUCAACCUCCAUUUCCUUGCCUGGAGGAGCUCAUCUUUGAUGUCCCUGGCUCUAGCGGGGUUCUAAACUGCCCUCUGUUACUUAUUCAGGUGACACGCCUCAAGUGUGGUGGUUUUAUCUUUGGCCUUCGCCUCAAUCAUACCAUGAGUGAUGCCUCCGGCAUAGUCCAAUUCAUGGCAGCGGUUGGUGAGAUGGCACGCGGAGCCACUGCCCCCUCCGUCCCAGCUGUGUGGGAAAGGCAUGUUCUGAAUGCAAGAAACCCACCACGGGUUACAUGCAUACACCGUGAGUACGAGGAGGUAGCUGACACCAAGGGUACAAUUAUUCCACUUGAUGAUAUGGCUCAUCGUUCCUUUUUCUUUGGCCCUUCAGAGAUAUCUGCUCUUCGAAAAUUGAUCCCGCCUCACCUUAGCCGUUGUUCCACUUUCGAAAUAUUAACAGCAUGUCUUUGGAAAUGUCGUACCAUUGCCCUCCAACCAGAUCCCACUGAAGAGAUGCGCAUAAUAUGCAUUGUCAAUGCUCGUGAGAAAUUUAACCCUCCAUUACCAACUGGAUACUACGGUAAUGGCUUUGCUUUUCCGGUAGCAGUGGCAACUGCCGGGGAACUCUCGGAGAAGCCAUUUGGAUAUGCCCUGGAAUUGGUAAGAAAGGCCAAGGCUGACGUGACUGAGGAAUAUAUGCGAUCGGUAGCAUCUUUGAUGGUAACUAAGGGGAGGCCUCAUUUUACAGUGGUAAGGGCAUACCUUGUAUCGGACUUAAGAAGUGCAGGAUUCGAAGUGGUAGAUUUCGGUUGGGGUAAUGCUAUAUACGGCGGGGCUGCCAAAGGUGGAGUUGGGGCAAUCCCUGGAGUUGCAAGCUUUUAUAUUCCAUUUAAAAACAAGAAAGGAGAGAAUGGGAUUGUGGUGCCGUUUUGCUUGCCAGCUCCUGCCAUGGAAAGAUUUGUCAAGGAGCUUGACGGUAUGUUGAAGGGCCAGCUACAAAGUGGGCAAACUCAUUCCAAAUUUAUGGCAUCUUCCUUAUAAGUUUAAUUGUUUACUUCUUUUUUUCUCCCAUAACCUAAAUGGUUACUCUGUGCAUGAUAUAAUGUAAGCGAGGUUAAAAGUGUGCGUGUGAAAGUGAUGAGGAGUGCUGCUAAAAAGAAAAAAGAUAGUGACGAUCGAUGAGAGAAUGAAUAAUAUAUAAACCCAUCAUUUAUGUAUGUUUGUUUGAAAUUUUCUACAAAAGUUUACUGAAAUAUUCACUUUUCUUGUCAA